Molecule: messenger RNA, 913 nt
Organism: Asterias rubens (European starfish)
Lineage: Eukaryota; Metazoa; Echinodermata; Asteroidea; Forcipulatida; Asteriidae
Product: membrane protein FAM174A-like
Exons: 3
Coding region: 148-780 (210 amino acids)
Source: RefSeq, a predicted model, not a curated record
UGUAUACGACGACUGAAUAUUAUGGCCAGAGAACGGGAAAAUGCAAUAAAGUGCGUAGUAAAUACACGUUGGAAGUAGCGUAUGUUUGUCAUUUUAGCACACUUUCUUUCUUUUCUUCUUCUUUAAAAUUCAAGAAAUCGCUGCAAGAUGAAGCUUCAACAUAUAUAUUAUCCCUUGAUUGUGCUGAUUUGUUUCGAGUUGAUUGUAGUCUUCGCAACCUUUGGUGACGACAGAAGGAACAACAUCGUCGGUAAACUAGACGGGUACGACCAGCAUAAACACAGUUCCAAAGUCAAGGGCAGACACCGUAGUAAUUACAGGACUCUCCACGAAAAGAAACCUGCAGACCCAGACACGAUCAGAGACAAUUUAAAGCAAUACAGAAGUUCCGUAGUAGAACCCAAGAUAAUGAUCACACCGAAGGCUGCAGUGGAAACCGUGCAACCAACAAAAACAGCAGAGCAACAGCCGCCGCAAGUACCACCGGAGACAGGCGACAAACAGACGGGCAAUUACCUAAACCACACCAGGGCCGGGAGUUAUGAUGUGGGUGGAAUGGAUCUGGAUCACAUGGAUAUGAAAACAGUGUUCUUUAUUUUACUUGGAAUAUCAUCGUUGGUUAUUGCCUACUUUGUCAUCAGAAUAGUCAGAUCAAAGGGUAGAAGGAAAACAAAGAAGUACGGAGUUCUGGCGACUCAUGGAUCGGAAGUGGAGUUGAGACCUCUUGAACAAGAUGAUGAAGAUGAAGAUAUGACUGUAUUUGAUGCAAACUCACACUAGAUUCUGGCAUUGGAUUUAUUAUUAUCAGAACAGAUUCUACGAGCUUCUACAAAUACAAGAUCUGAUUUAUCCACCUUGCGACUGACAGAUGUAGCUUCUUAUCAUGUCAACGCGCCAGUGGAAUCCACACCAA